Penicillium macrosclerotiorum is the source of this 1254-nucleotide messenger RNA. Its product is annotated as cyclic nucleotide-binding domain-containing protein. The record is from RefSeq and is a predicted model, not a curated record. Lineage: Eukaryota; Fungi; Ascomycota; Eurotiomycetes; Eurotiales; Aspergillaceae. Gene Ontology annotation, cellular component: nucleus. Bases 1 to 1254 code for a protein of 417 amino acids. The transcript has a single exon.
AUGGCGGAAAGCUCCAACACCUUCCCGGGGACCAAUCCCUUCAUCAACACCAGCAUUAAAACCGACAAACUCCCCAACAUCCAAAAAAUUUCCGAAGAGGAGGAAUUUGAGGUGACGUCACCAACCGAUGUGACCUUCAAACGGGCCAACGCUGGCGGCUCGCCAGGCAACGCGUUAUUUGGCGGCAGUGCAUUCGGGGAAGGAGCCUCACAAGGCAAUGCAGCUGGGGCCGGGGCCUCGGGCUCGUUGUUUGGUCGGAGUCCCUUCGCGUCGGGCGAGGGCGAGGGCGAGGAAGACCAACCAAGCCCGCUCCCCACCGGCUCGGUUCAGCAGGGCUUCCCCAACAACUACGCACUGGGUCGUCGAACCUCUGUGUCGGCAGAAUCAUUGAACCCCACGUCCGCCGGCGCGGACAGCUGGACCCCGCCAUGCCACCCAAAGACCGACGAGCAGCUGGCUCGCUUGAAGACCGCGGUCAGCGGAAAUUUCCUGUUCUCGCACCUGGAUGACGACCAAUUCAAGACCGUGCUGGAUGCGCUGGUCGAGAAGCCCAUUCCGGCCAAGGAUAUCAAGGUCAUCUCUCAGGGUGACGCCGGGGACUACUUCUACAUCGUUGAGAAGGGCCACUUCGACAUCUAUAUCCACUCCUCCGGCUCGGUACAGCCAGGUCCGGAUGGUCUGGGCAAUAAGGUCGCCACCACCGGACCAGGUGGCUCCUUUGGUGAGCUGGCGUUGAUGUAUAACGCCCCUCGCGCCGCGACGGUUAUCUCGACUGAGGCAAAGAGCACCCUCUGGGCGCUCGACCGCAUCACCUUCCGCCGGAUCCUGAUGGACUCGGCCUUCCAGCGCCGCCGCAUGUACGAGGCUUUCCUGGAGGAAGUUCCCCUGCUUUCCUCGCUCAAGCCAUACGAGCGCUCCAAGAUCGCCGAUGCUCUGGACACGAUCAAAUACCCCGCUGGCGCGACCAUCAUCACAGAGGGCGACCCCGGUGACGCAUUCUACCUGCUGGAGUCGGGUGAAGCUGAAGCCCUGAAAAAUGGCGUUUCUGUGAAGAAUUAUCAGCGCGGCGAUUACUUUGGAGAGCUGGCGCUGCUGGAUGACAAGCCCCGUGCGGCGAGUAUUGUCACCAAAACCGAUGUCAAAGUGGCACGGCUGGGCCGAGACGGAUUUAAGAGACUGCUUGGGCCGGUGGAGGAGAUCAUGCGUCGGACAGAGUACCAGGUGGAUUCGACCAAGUCUCCUGUUUCGUCAUGA